UUAUCUUCGAAUCCUAGAAAAUGAGGGUGGGAAGAGACCUCAGGAGAUCACAUCUAGUCCAACCCCCUGCUCAGAGCAGGACCAGCCCCAAGAUCUUAUGGGCUGUGCACUCAUCUCUAUUUUUUCUAGUUCUUGCCCCCUUUUUUCUCUCUCCUUCCCAUGUGCCGCUGCUCAGAGCGAUGUGUGGUUUCCACAUCCUUGCAAGAUUUAGAACAAGUUAGAUCUCUCCAGUGAUUACUAGCUCUUAAUUAGACUGUGUCCCCAUAUUUCCCUUUCCCGGUGCUAAUAGUUUUCUUUGUGUCCCUCCUUGAAACUCACUUCUGUGCAGCUCAUAAGUGUUGAUCCUUGUCCAUGUAAUGCUAUUGGCAGUUUGUUACUAAAACUUGACCCUGCCAUUUACCUCCUUCAAUCCAUCUGCACAUCCCCUCCACCCAACAAAAAGAUGCUUUGCCUUGGCAUCACAGUCUCUAUCCCAGUACAGUUUGGUGUUUGAUCUUCAUUUAGACUGAAGGCUUCUUGGGGCCAAGGCAGCAGGCAGGCUAAAUUGCUCCUAGCUGGAUUCUGACCCCUUUGCUUCAGACUGUAAUCUAGAUCCCUUUCUUCUGACAGCCAGCUCCUGGCUUGUGGCUUAGUUUGGUGAUCGCCCACUUCCUGGUCCCUUACAGCUACAGCUGACUGCUCCAGACCUCCUGUCCUGGACCCACUUUUCUUGUGGCUGUAUUGUGAUGACCACCUAUAUUUCAGUCCCUGCUUCUGAUCGUCUGAUUCAUAGCUUCCUUCCUGACCUUGUCUGCUUCUGAUGCCUUGGGUUAUGACCUUCUAGGUGAAGCCCUGUCCACCUGCAGCAGAACUAUAUCUUCCUUUGGCUCUUGGACUGUAGUGAGCAGUACAGUACAAGAUGCCUGGUUAAAUCCUGAUGCUCGCCCCUUUGAGAGCAUUUGCCUGGGAGGAUGAAGCCACAUUGCUGAAUGACAUCCUGCCUCCUAGGACAAACGAUGCCUUGCCAAGUGAAUCCCCUUCCUGUUCAAAGGGAAGAGCAAAAGCGAGCAAACAUGGGGAAGCUCCUACUGACAUGGAACUCAUGUCUACCAUGAUGCAGAAAAUUAUUAAAUUGGAACAAAAAGUUAGGAGCCAAGCCCAAGAACUCCAGCUGAAGGACAGGAAGAUUGCUGAUCUCCAGGGGAAGGUGAAGAUCCUUCAAAAAGGGAAAGAGGACUCCCCUGAGCCAAGCCAAGUAGAGAAGCUGGAAGUGAUGUGCCUUCAGCUGCAGCAUCAAGUCUGGGAAAUGGAGCAAUUUUUGAAUGACUAUGGAUUGAUCUGGGUUGGAGAGAGGAAUGAGGAGCUGGAAGAUUUGGAAUCAUCAGGGAAGAAGGCCAGUUGGCCAUUGAGGGUUUUCUGGAAGCCAGGCGACUCGACUGGCCCAAAACCCCUGAUUGAUUUUGAUCUAAUUUUGGAAAACCUGAAGGAUUUAAAUGUGCUGGCAGGGGAGGGUGUGUCUCAGAUCCAGCACACAGCGGGAGGUGCCAGACUGAGGGAGCCCGAAUCGGUGUCUCUUACUCUCUAUAAGAACGGGAUAGUGAUGUUCAAUGGGCCCUUCCGGUCAUACGAGGAGCCAUCCACACAGCAAUGUCUGCGGGAUAUCCUGGAUGGCUACUUCCCCUCCGAGUUACAGGCACGCUACCCAGCUGGUGUGCCAUUCCAGGUCACCGACAAGAGAGACAUUUUCUUUCGGGAUAGGCAGCUUCCAGAGAGCUUCCCUGGCCAGGGCCAGAGAGUUGGCCACGCAAAGCCAAGUGAAGUCCAGGAGACCAGUGAGAUCCCAGGUCCCAAGCUCUCACUGGAGCAGUUCCUGAACAAGCUUCCCAGGUCCGUGAUCCGGGACGGACACGUGAUUGAUGUGCGAGGGUCCAUCAAAGCAACGCUGCAGGGGUCUAAGAGGUCACGUGGCAGCGACGUGAUCCUGGUGGAAACACCUGCUCUCACAGCAGCAAAGGAGAGGCUGAAGGCAGCGGACCCAGACCAGCCUCCUGCGCCCGGUGUCUGUACGCUCCGGGUCAGGUCGGAGAGCGGGGAGCAGUCGUACCUUGUGAAGAUGCUGUUCACGGAGACCAUCGGAGAUCUGCGUCGGCACCUCACUCAGAGCCGGCACGGCAGCUCCAGCUCGUACGAGAUCAUCAGCACCUUUCCCCCACGGGUGUACACAGAUGACGCCCUCACCCUGCAGCAGUGCGGCCUCACCCCUGCCGCCUCACUCCUGCUGCGGGAAAGCAGCCCAGGCAGCCAGGCAAGACAGGGCUGCAGCUAGGCGAGCCCACCCGGGCUGCGCUGCCAAGCGCUGUGCUGUCCUCUCCACCCCGCUCCCUUCUCCAGCCGGGCCCGGCUGGCUUUGGCAAGAGGAAGGAGCAGCUUUGUACCGUGGGCUAAGUGGCUGCCUCUCCCUGCGCAGGUGGGAAGGCUGGGCUGUGUCCUACCUUGGGUUCACUGCUGAGUUACUUCCUGGAAGGGAGGCUGGGUUGUGGGGAGAGACCUCCAGGGCCACAGCCCUGCUGAGAGACCUGGGACAAACCACGCGCUGCCAGCCUAAGAAACUCACCC
Messenger RNA from Gavialis gangeticus (Gharial), 2595 nucleotides. It is a transcript of the gene UBXN11, whose product is annotated as UBX domain protein 11. Gene Ontology annotation, biological process: proteasome-mediated ubiquitin-dependent protein catabolic process. The record is from RefSeq and is a predicted model, not a curated record. The coding region runs from base 917 to 2305 and encodes 462 amino acids. Gene Ontology annotation, molecular function: ubiquitin binding. The transcript is spliced from 13 exons. NCBI's taxonomy places the organism in Eukaryota, Metazoa, Chordata, Crocodylia, Gavialidae.